Trametes versicolor FP-101664 SS1 is the source of this 213-nucleotide messenger RNA. RefSeq lists its product as uncharacterized. Lineage: Eukaryota; Fungi; Basidiomycota; Agaricomycetes; Polyporales; Polyporaceae. The record is from RefSeq and is a predicted model, not a curated record. The annotation marks the transcript as partial. The transcript has a single exon.
GCCGGCGCCGCAGCCCCUCCCACGCCUACUCCUCAGGCUUCGCACACGCAGGAUGCGUCUCCCACGCUCACUACUGCGCAAUCGAACCGUCUAUUCGACAUCGCGAACCUGAAGGACGACGGCACGAACUUCCCGAUGUGGAAGUUUCGCCUGCAGAUGAUCCUCGAGACGCGAAAGCUCUGGGGAAUCGUCAGCAAGACGGAGCGAGCACCA